AUGGCGUCCCCCGCUGUCCCAGGACUCUUCUUCUGCUUCGCCUGCAUGGUGCUGCUCCUCUUCGCCUCGGUGUCGCCGCCGGCGUGGAAUGCCGUCAACUUCCUCAAGGCGGGAACUGGCUCCGGCGAGACCGUCUACGGUGUCUUCGGCCAGUGUGUGAAGGGCGGAUCGUGCUCGCACCGCAAUGUGUGCUACAACCUGAACGCCCUCGGAGCUGAUGUCGUCCUCGACUCCAAGAUCCUCCACAACCUCUCGUGUACCCUCAUCCUGCACCCGAUCACCGGCGCCCUUGCGCUCCUCGCUAUGCUCAUGGGUCUGAUUGCCGUCUGCGCCGCGUCCCGCUUCGCUACCAUCCUCAUGGGUCUGCUCGCCAUCCUCGGCUCCAUCGUUGGUCUUGUCAUCUUCGUCAUCGACAUGGUUCUCUGGAACGUUCUCAAGAACCGUCUCACAAACAACAACUACGAGGCCAAGCUCGGAAACGCCAAUUGGCUCACGCUUGGUGGUGUCGUCGCUCUCCUACUCGCCGCCUGCACGUCGAUGUGCGGCGCCUGCGGCCGUUUCGCGACGGGCCGCAUGGCCGGUGAGAAGUACUAA
Molecule: messenger RNA, 594 nt
Organism: Trichosporon asahii var. asahii CBS 2479
Lineage: Eukaryota; Fungi; Basidiomycota; Tremellomycetes; Trichosporonales; Trichosporonaceae
Exons: 3
Coding region: 1-594 (197 amino acids)
Cellular component (GO): plasma membrane; growing cell tip; cell division site
Source: RefSeq, a predicted model, not a curated record